Messenger RNA from Diaporthe citri, 1611 nucleotides. RefSeq lists its product as uncharacterized. Gene Ontology annotation, biological process: purine nucleobase catabolic process. Gene Ontology annotation, cellular component: cytoplasm. NCBI's taxonomy places the organism in Eukaryota, Fungi, Ascomycota, Sordariomycetes, Diaporthales, Diaporthaceae. The coding region runs from base 1 to 1611 and encodes 536 amino acids. Gene Ontology annotation, molecular function: allantoinase activity. The record is from RefSeq and is a predicted model, not a curated record. The transcript is spliced from 2 exons.
AUGACCGUUUCUACCACCUCAUCUUCCUCUGAGCCCUUGACUGUGUUGGUGUCAACUCGCGCGGUGCUCACCUUGCCUGGUGAUGGCCUUAUCUUGUCACCAGCAACCAUAUCAGCCUCCCCUUCCACGGGCAAGAUCGUCUCCAUAGUCCCAGAAGUACUCCCGCCCUCCUCCUUCCCAUCUUCAACCACAUACGUGGACCAUGGCUCGAAGGUCCUCCUACCGGGCCUGGUGGACGCCCACGUUCACUUGAACGAGCCUGGACGGACAGAAUGGGAGGGUUUCGCUACCGGAACACGCGCUGCGGCGUCUGGGGGCGUGACGACUGUGAUUGACAUGCCCUUAAAUGCGAUCCCGCCAACCACGACGGUUCGGGGCUUCGAGGAGAAGUUGGCCGCCAGCCAGGGGCAGUGCUGGGUCGAUGUCGGUUUCUAUGGUGGUGUGAUUCCUGGCAACGCAGAUCAGUUGGUCCCGCUGGUGGAGAUGGGUGUGCGAGGGUUCAAGGGCUUCCUGAUCGAGAGUGGUGUUGACGAGUUCCCUUGCAUCUCCUCCACCGAUAUCGAGCAGGCCAUGCUCGCCCUCGCCGGGCGUCCCACGACCCUCAUGUUCCACGCCGAGAUGAUUCCUCCCAUCAGCGAUAGCGUGGGAGACGCCGUCCAGGCAUCAGAACCACCACUCGCCCCCACAGGCCAGCUAACGUCCUACGACACCUUCCUCGACUCGCGGCCGCCUGUUUUCGAGACGUGCGCGGUAGAGGAGAUCCUGUCGCUAGCCCAUCUGGCGCCACAGCUGCACCUGCACAUUGUGCACCUGUCGGCGACAGAGUGCAUCCCCAUCCUGAAGCAGGCGAGGAAGAACGGGGUCAACAUCACAGCAGAGACGUGCUUCCACUACCUGGGUCUCGCCUCCGAGGACGUCGAGGACGGUGACACUCGUCACAAGUGCUGCCCGCCCAUCCGGUCACGCAUCAACCAGGCCGGCCUGUGGGAGGAGCUGUGCGCGGAUCCCAGCGACAGCGUGAUCAGGACCAUCGUCUCGGACCACAGUCCCUGCACGCCGGAGCUGAAGCUCCUGCCGGGCCACCUUCAGCAGCAGCAGCACGCCGGUGCCGUCGACACCAUCCAGGGAACGCUGAUGCACUCGGACUCGGGCGUCGACGUCACCAUGCCGGGCGAGGAGGAGGCCAAGGCCGACACGGGCGCCGGCGACUUCUUCGCCGCGUGGGGCGGCAUCUCGUCCGUGGGGCUGGGGCUGCCGAUCCUUCACACGACGGCCAAGGCGGGUAACAGGCCGCUUGAUAUCGUUGACAUCGUGCGGCUGUGCUCGCAGGCGACGGCGGCGCAGGUGGGGCUCUCGCACCGCAAGGGCGGGCUCAAGGUCGGGCUGGACGCGGACGUGUGCGUCUUCGACGACGCCGAGGAGUGGGUGCUCGGGUGCCGCGGCAUGCACUGGAAGAACCGCUGCUCGCCGUGGGAAGGCAAGAGGUUCACGGGGCGCGUGAGGGAGACGUGGCUGCGCGGGCGGAAGGUGUAUGAGCUCGGCGGCGCCAACAGCGGGUUCGUCAGCGGCGGUCCCGUCGGGAAGGCUAUCGUCGAGAAGAGGACGGUCUAG